AUUUCCUUCGGAUGAAUCAAAGCAAUGCUGUUCACAUAAUCUGGUUGUUACUUGGCCUAGUCAUUAUUUUGCUGAUCAUAUACACAGCCAACACAUUUUCUAUUUUUCCCAGCAGGAUACCAUGUAAUUACAAAAACCUAGGUGAUAGUUUUGUGGUGAACGCAUCAUCAACGACAACGACGAUACCAUCAUCAACAUCAUCAUCAUCCUCGAUAUCCUUGCAAUCCGUUUAUGACAGCGAUGAUGCCAUAAUAAAUAACAACAGGAGUAUUAGUAGUUAUAGCGAUAGCAGUAGUAGUAAAAGUGAGAAAAUUGUAAAAAAUCGGAGCAACAUGACUGAUAACGAGAGUAUACUUUAUCAUCAUUAUAAAAAGAACAUCAGCCAGAGCGGCAGCAAUGACAUGCAUCACGUCAACGGUGGAAGGGAACAAAAACCGUGGAGCAGCAUCAACAUCUCUAGCAGUAAGUCGUCAACAGCAAGCUCGUUAGAUGCCAUCGAUGUGUGUCGUGACGACGUCAUCGUCGACUGGAUGCCAUUCUCGGUGUCACACUUUUCCAUGUUGACAGUUUGCAUCAUCACGUACAUAGUGCUAUUGUUCUGCCUGAACCGGAAAAGACUUAAUGAGAUUUACCUUUUCUACAUUUCGUAUGCGAUUAUUUUCACACUCCUCUUUAUUGACGUAAGCUUUUUAACGUUUUCAUCAAGUGAUUACAGCAAUUAUAACGCAAGUGGCAGCAUAACGAUUGUGUCGGUGUACGUGAUUUACACAAUGCUUCCGAUACGAUUACGCGAAGCGAUAAUUGGAGCAACUCUCCUGACUGGCAUCCAUUUGGCAAUGGUGUUAUCGAUGAACAACGACGCGUCCUUGAAUGCGGAUCUCGUGUGGACCGGCUUUAUCGCGCUGAGUUGCGUUAAUUUGUGCGGCAUUAUGUUACACUUUCCGCGCGAGCAGUCACAGCGGAAGGCGUUUCUUGAGACGCGCGAUUGCGUCGAGGCACGUCUGAAAAUCCAGCGAGAAAAUCAGCAGCAAGAACAAUUAUUGUUAUCCGUGUUACCGCGACACGUAGCGAUGGAAAUGAAGAACGAUAUUGCGGGGCAGCCACGCGAAGAACAAUUUCACAAGAUUUAUAUACAACGACACGAGAACGUGAGUAUAUUAUUUGCUGACAUCUGCGGUUUUACGACAAUGAGUGAUCAGUGCACGGCCGAGGAGUUGGUUCGACUGCUGAACGAGUUAUUUGCACGUUUUGACAAGCUUGCACAAGAACAUCAUUGUUUACGGAUAAAAUUGCUUGGCGAUUGUUACUACUGUGUAUCGGGACUGCCCGAAGCGAGACCAGAUCAUGCAUUGUGUGCGGUCGAGAUGGGACUCGAUAUGAUUGAUGCGAUUGCAUUGGUGCGAGAAGUAAUGGCUGUGAACGUUAAUAUGCGCGUAGGAAUUCACACAGGUCGUGUGCAUUGCGGGGUUCUCGGACUCCGGAAAUGGCAAUUCGACGUGUGGUCCAAUGAUGUCACGCUGGCCAACUACAUGGAAAGCGGUGGCGUACCUGGCCGAGUUCACAUAACGAAGGAAACACUAAAUUGCUUGAAUGACCACUACGAAGUCGAGGAAGGAAAAGGUUGUGAAAGAAAUUCCUAUUUAAAAGACCAUCAAAUACAGACGUAUCUUAUUGUGCCAAAGGACAGCUAUCGAACGCACACGUUAUCCAAACAAUCGUCAUCGAUAAACGGAAAUGUGUCGAAAGAGUUGAGAACGUUGGGACAUUGGGGCAAACUCGGCUUUGGCGUUGACAAGUGCGAGACGAAAUCAACAGAGGAGGAACUCAACGAAUACCUCUUGAAAGCGAUUGACGCACGUAGUAUCGACAGACUGCGACGUGACCACUGUCACAAAGUGCUCCUGACGUUCAAAAAAUCGGACAUCGAAGAGAAAUAUUCCAAGGAUCCCGAUCCCAUGCUCGACAUUUACUUUAAUUGCACAACAAUCGUUUUCCUAACAACGCUUAUCAUUCAGUUGAUUACACUCAAAAUGAAUUUGUACGAUUAUUCGGUAAUUCUCAUCGUGUCGAUGGUUUUUACAGUGCUUGUGUGUCCAAUUUGGUGUAAGCAAAGCAAGUUUUCGAUUGAGUGCUUUAACACAUACACUGAUCGCAUUCACAGCAAAAAUGGGUGUGCACAACUUGUAUCCUUAUCAAUUGCUGUAACAACGAUUUUUUUAUCGUACUUUAAAAUCCUAAAUGUUAGCUCAUCUGAUGCAAAUGCGUGUGAAUUAUCGAAGAUGUUUGAUGUCGUUACCGUGCUGACGCUCCUCACGAUAAUUGUGGCUGCUGUUCACCAAUCAAUAAAAAUUUUAUUAAAAAUUGGCUUGUUACUGUUGAUAUUGCUCCUUUAUCUAAUUGUGGUAUUUAUGUUGCGUGACAAGGGAAUGCAAUAUAGUUGUGAGCUGUGGCAUUCCCUUACAACGCGCUUCCACAUUGAUAUCGUAUUUGUGAUUGUGUUCCUGCUCGGACAGUUAAUUAACACCCAGCAAAUGGAAAUUACGCGUCGGCUUGAUUUCAUUUGGAAACUCCAAGCGACAGAGGAAAAAACAGAGACCGAGCAUUUGCAGGCGUACAAUCGAAAAUUGCUGGCGAAUAUUUUACCAGUACACGUGGCUGAUUACUUCUUGUCACGUGAUAAGAACAUAGAUGAAAUUUACCACGAACAAUGCGAGAGUGUUUGUGUCAUGUUUGCUACAAUCCCAAAUUUUUCCGAAUUUUAUGUAGAAUUAGAGGCAAAUAACGAGGGUGUUGAAUGUCUGCGUCUCUUAAAUGAAAUAAUAGUUGAUUUUGAUGAAUUGUUGUCCCAGGAAAGAUUUAGUUAUGUGGAAAAAAUAAAAAGCACAGGAAGUACGUACAUGGCAGCAAGUGGCUUGACAAAUAACACGACGGGACAUCAACAUGUUUUUGCUAUGAUUGAGUAUGCCGUCGAGCUAUUUCAGAAGAUAACGAAUGUGAAUGAACAUUCAUUUAAUAAUUUCCGCAUGAGAAUCGGCAUCAAUAUUGGAAGUGUGGUUGCCGGUGUCAUUGGCUCGAGAAAACCGCAGUACGACAUUUGGGGAAAUACAGUUAAUGUUGCAUCUCGCAUGGACUCCACUGGAAUUAUGGAUCACAUUCAAGUAACGGAGGAAGUUUAUCGCAUUGUCAAGGACAAAUACCACCUGACGUGUCGUGGCACGGUACAUGUCAAAGGCAAAGGCUCCAUGGUAACAUAUUUGAUGCCUGGACUUCCAGGCUAAAUCCAUCGUUGUUGCUUUCGUUGUUGUUACAAAAAAAAAUAUAUAUUGAUCUCUGAAAAAUAAAUAAACCUAAUGAACGAAAAUGUUAGAGCUAAAAGAAAAAUAAAUUAGUUAAGAAUAAAUUAAAUAGAUACAUAUCAUAUCGAAUUUAUGAGAAAAUAAGAAAAAACGUUAAAUGAUAUUGAAAGAUGUUGCCAAAAAAAAAAAUUAGACAGUCAUGUUAAGUGUAGCUAAAUAUAAUUAGGAGGAUGGAAAACGAUCUAUUUUUGAACAAAUAAAACUCACGAA
This is a messenger RNA of Culicoides brevitarsis, 3566 nucleotides long. Its product is annotated as adenylate cyclase type 5-like. Gene Ontology annotation, biological process: adenylate cyclase-activating G protein-coupled receptor signaling pathway; intracellular signal transduction; cAMP biosynthetic process. Gene Ontology annotation, molecular function: adenylate cyclase activity. Gene Ontology annotation, cellular component: plasma membrane. NCBI's taxonomy places the organism in Eukaryota, Metazoa, Arthropoda, Insecta, Diptera, Ceratopogonidae. The transcript is spliced from 15 exons. The record is from RefSeq and is a predicted model, not a curated record. The coding region runs from base 12 to 3278 and encodes 1088 amino acids.